UUGAUUUCUUCCUUUCUUCAUAAUUGUCAGCUCUUCUGGCCUUCACCUCUCUCUCUCUCUCUGUAUUAUUGUAUUAGUGUGCAAGAACUAUUCAUUUUCUUCCUCUUCUUUCUUUCUUUCUUUCUUGGAGCUUAAGCUCUUCCCAAACUCAUGGAUUCUGAAGCUUUGCUUGCAGAUCAUCAAGCAACUGAUGGGAUUGUUGAGGAGAAAAACACUGUCAAAGAGAAACGCUUGAAUGGAGAAGAGUCCAAAGACGAGGAGAAUGCAGCCAUUGCUGAUGCCGAUCGAGUAGUUCUUCAAGAAGCAGUCAUUUAUUGUUCUAAAAUGCCAAAUUCAACAUCAGAAAAAGAGUGCAGAAAAGAAGAGGCAAUUAAAGAGGUUGAUUCCUUCAGUGAAGUUGUUGAGACUACAAAUAAGACUACAGAGAUGAUCAAGGACAACAAGAAUGGUGAGCUCGAGGUGCCAUUGGAGACUGCAGAAGUUGCCGCUGCCAAUGGUGAGGUCGAGUCUCCUCCGGUCGAGUCGAACAAUGCUAAUUCAGCUGCCGGAGAUGCUGGGGGGAUCUCUGAGCAAGUAGUAGUGAUUCCAACUGAGUCGAGUAGCACUGCGUCUGCUACUUCAGAUGUUGCAAUUGCUGUGGAGACAAGAGAAAUAGAAGCGAAACUUGAAGAUCUAACAGAUUCUGUUAGUGUUAAAAUUACUGACGAUAUCGAAGUAGUUGCAGAUGAAGUCGAAAAACAAGUUUCAAUCACACUAGCGGCUGAUUCUUCAUCUACUGAAAUUGCUGAAGAAUUAAGAGAGGUAGAAGCUGAAGCUGAAGCUGAGCAACAAGUUUCAAGUGAUUCCAGAAUAGCUACUACUUCAGAUGUCGAAAAACAAGUUCUAAACGAGUCCAGUAAUGCUGCUUCAGCUACCUCUUUUGCCGAGGAAGCUAGAGAGGCAGAAACUAAAAUCGAAGAAGAGAAAAAAGAAGCAAUAGAAGUUGAAGAACUAGAAAUCAGAAACACUGAAGAUAAAAGUGUGGAUGAUGAGAAAGAAGCAGCAAUAGAAGUUCAAGAACAGGCUCUAAGUGAUUCUAGUACUUCCACUCUAAGUAAUGGUAAAAGGCUGGAAUCGAAGCUUAUAGAGGAUGAACAAGAGGUACCAGCAGACUCCGAGCAAAAAGAUCAGAGCAACGAAUCUGCAGGGGUAGAAGAAGCUAAAAUUGAUGAUGAUAAGACAGAAGUCGAAACAGAAGUGGAACAACAAUUUCCAAGUGAUUCCACCAAUGCAGAUGACAACCAGGAAGUGACAAUAGAAGCUGAAAAACAUGUUGCAACUGAGGCUAGUGGUGUUACUUCGAUUGUUGUUAGUGCUGAUGAAGUCGGAAGCACUGAAGCGAGAAUUAUGGAAGAUGAGAAAGAAGCAGAAAUAGAAGUUCAAGAACAAGUUCCAAGUGGUUCUAGCACUUCCACUCCGACUGACAGAAUCAGUGAGGAAACCCAGAAGUUAGAACCUAAGUUUGUAGAUGAAGAGGAAGUGGUGCGAGCCGAAGAUGAAAAGCAAAUUCCAGAAUUUACAGAGAUAGGAGCUAAAGUUGAUGUUGAGCAGCAAUUUCCAAGCGAUUCCGCUUCUGCUACUGGAAUUACUGAGAAAUCUCGGGAGAUAGAAGAUGAACUUGCAGACGACUACCAGGAAGUAAUAACAGAAGCUGAAAAGCAAGUUACAAGUGGGAAUAGCAAUGCUGCUUUAGCUUUUGCUACUGCUGCUGAAGUCGGAGAAACUGAAGCUAAAAUUGAAGAUGAUGAGAAAGAAGCAGCAACAGAAGUUCAAGAACAAGUUCAAAUUGAUUCUGAUACUUUCACUUCGGCUAACCGAAUUGCUCAGGAAACUAAAAGGCUAGAAUCUAAGCUUAUAGAUGAUGAUCAAGAGGUGCAGGAAGAAGCCAAGAAACAAAUUUCAAGUGAGGAAUCCUCGGAUGUCAGCGCGAAAAUUGACGAUGGUAAGACAGAAGUAGAACCAGGAGUUGAACAACAAUUUCCAAGUAAUUCAUUAAGUCCUACUUCAGUUAUUGUAGUUGCUGAAAUAUCAGGAGAGAUUGAAGCUGAGUUUGCAGAUGACAACAAAGAAGUGAAAACAGAAGUAGAAAAACAAGUUGCAACUAAAACUAAUGACGUCGCUUCAGCUGUUGUUACUGCAGAUGAAGUCAGAAAUACUGAAACUAAAAUUGACGACGAUGAGAAAGGAGAUCCAACGGAGGCUCAAGAACAAGUUCCGAGUGUUUCUAGUACUUCAACUUCAGCUGAUAGAAUUGCUGAGGAAACUAAAAAGUUAGAAUCUGAGCUUAUUGAUGAAGACAAAGCGGUGCUGAAUGAUUCUACUUCUGCCAUUUCUACUCCUGAUGAAUUCAUAGAGACCAAGGCUAAAAUUGUAAGUGACGAGGAAGGUGCAGUGAUAGAAGUUGGAGAACAAAUUUCAAGUGAUUCCAGAACUUCAGCUGCCAGAACUGAUGAAGUCAAACUUGCAGAUGAUAAUCAAGAAGUAGUGGUGAAUGCUGAAGAGCAAGUUCUAAUUGAAUCUAGCAGAGAUAUUUUUGUUGUUGCAGGUGUUGAAGAGAAUAAAGAGAUAGAUGCCAAGCUUAAACAUAAUAAUCAAGAAGAAGAAGCUGCAGAAGUUAGAAAGCAAGAACUGAAUCUUCAGGGAAAUGAAGCUGAUGCUGCAAAUGGCAAUGAACGAGUCAUAGCCAAGGAAGAAACGGAGAAUGCAACCAUUGACGGCAACUCAGACAACUCAAAUGUCACUGAGCCAAACACUAUAAAUCUGGUACAAGAAGAUGCAGGUACUGAUCGCACUUCAGUUGUACAAACCGCAGUCGAGAUCUCACAACCAGAAGUUGAGGUUGAAAUAAACAAGAUUGAUUCUGGUUCUUUCGCUGAAUUACCGACCAGAGAAGAAAAGCCUAAUGCGAGUGCUGAAAGUGUUGACAAGGAAGAUAACAUUUUAGAAGAUAAGGCAUUCAUGGAUAACCUAAAUGAUGUUAAUACGAUCAGUCAAGUUCCCCGAAGCAAUGAUCAGUCACAAACAGAUGCUAAAGACAUCAAUAUUGAGAUCUCGAAAGAAGAUAAAAUCACUUUGGUGGAGUCUUCAAAAAAUCUUGAUUGUAGUACUGAGACUAAUGAUGAAUUUGAAGGAAAGGAAAGUUCAGAAGGCAUUGAAAUAGCAGAGGGUGAAAAGGAGGAUAUUUUGAAAGUUGGCAAAGUGAUCUUGGAUGAAGACUCAAAACAUUCUUAUGCUCCUGACAUUACCGAAUCCUCAAACAAGAUUGAGAAAUUUGAAGUUGCCAAAGAGAAGUGUGAAGACUCAGAAAACAACAGUCCAAUUACUAAUGAAACAACUAAAUCAGCUGGUGAAAAUGCUGAUGCUUCAGGUAAUUUGUCUGUGGAAAAUAAAACAUAUGAGGAUAAAGAAGAAAAGCAAAGCAAAGAUGAAAGUGUCAACAGAGACUAUGUCGAAGCUCCAAAAGAUAUUGAUGUUAAAGAGGAGAUUGCAACUGCUGUUUCUGCAUUUGUGGAUGCUGACAACAAAAAAGAAGGUGAAAAAACUAUUGAUGAAAGCUUGUCUCCAAAAUCUGCUGAUCUUGUAAAGCUAGAAGAAGUUCCUAAAGAGAGUGCUCCUGCUAAGUCCUCUCCGCGUCGUUCAAACAACAUAAUAUCAAAGGUCAAGCAUCAAAUUGUCAAAGCAAAGAAGGCAAUCAUGGGGAAAUCACCAAGUUCAAAAGCCAUGUCACCGAAGAGCAAAGAAGAAAUCAAAUAGAUAUAGCAUAAGACUAAUUGUUUUAGUGUGCUCUAUUUAGUUGUUGAGUCCUGUAAAUAACUAAAGGGCCUAUGGAGUGUUUCUGAUCCUUGCUUCGACCAUGAAUGUACAAUGAGGUGGAAUCUCCUGCCAGGAUUCAAAGGAUCGACUAGAGGAAAUAAGGCUUCAGCUUGUUGCAGAGUUGUGUGUUUGUCUAGUUCUUGUUCUUAUUUGUAUUUAAAGGUUUGUUAUUUGUGAAGACAUUAUUUGGGUUCAGUGUGAUUUAUGACUUUUUUCCCCCUA
Zingiber officinale is the source of this 4074-nucleotide messenger RNA. Its product is annotated as serine-rich adhesin for platelets-like. The record is from RefSeq and is a predicted model, not a curated record. The coding region runs from base 151 to 3792 and encodes 1213 amino acids. Lineage: Eukaryota; Viridiplantae; Streptophyta; Magnoliopsida; Zingiberales; Zingiberaceae. The transcript has 2 exons.